UUCGUCUGCAACUUGGAAUCUUGUCCCCACUGCAUAUUCGAAUUUCACACAGCAAAUGAUUCCAUACCCACCCGGCCUCCAGGGCUGUCGGCUGCCGACUACCCAUGUAAUUGCUUGCUCGGUCUUGACCGUAGGCGCAUGUCGUUGUGCGCAACCACCAACCUUCCCUCCCAUCCUAUCCUGUACCUAGGUACUCUAUAAUAUUCUAGAGGUUCUUCUCAUUGCCUUCCCCAGUCCCCCACACGGGUUGCAUCCGUCAUCCAAACCUGUAAAGUGACGUCUUUCUCACUACUGUCGUACCAUGGCCUACCUAGCGACGCUACUUCGCCCAUGUGCCCUUUUCCUACAAUACUAGUACCUGAUAGGUACAAAGGUACAAAGAUACUUCCUGCCCUUCGCACUGCGCCCAUUCCAACUUUCUUCCUUCCUGCAAAAUUAUAUCUUCCACAUCCCCUCCUCCCCUCAAGACAGUCUUCCACUUUCGACGUUGUCCAAACUUCGCAAAUCAGUCCCCCCCCCCCCGGCCCUCCAGAAAAGUUGCAUCGAGGCUUUGCCACAAAGCCUGCCACGGAUACUACGCCAGCCUCGCCUGGUUCUGAUCUGCUGGUCAGCGAGCAUCCUCUCCAGUAGUUACUACAACAUCCCGACCCGAACUCCCCGUUGCCCAGCUGACCUUGGCACGGCUUGAUCACACGGUGCCCCGUACUCCGUGACUACACCAUGUCGGCCACCACGACGCAGCCUCCCCCCAGAGGCCGCAACGUCAACGCUCAUCACGACAUGUCAGCUUCGGGCUCUGGAUCUGAGACGGCUGUCGUCGACGAGAAGGGCGACCAUCACUCCUCGCCCAAACACAAGGAAACUCGCCUGGGUGCUGCCGGCGCCAAGCGUGAGCUCACCGCACGCGAGUGCGAGAGUGAGCUGGCGUUUGCGUACCCCGAGAUCAAGAAGUGGUGGAUCUUGACCGUCAUCUUCCUGGUACAGACGUCCAUGAACUUCAACACCUCCCUGUACUCCAACGGCCUGGCUGGCAUCUCCGAGGAGUUCCACGUCAGUGAGCAGGUCGCCCGUCUCGGAGCCGCCCUGUUCCUCAUCCUCUACGCAUUUGGCUGCGAGCUCUGGGCUCCUUGGUCCGAGGAGUUUGGUCGCAAACCCAUAAUGCAGGCUUCGCUCUUCCUUGUCAAUGUCUGGACCCUGCCUGUCGCCCUCGCCCCAAACUUCGCCAGCGUCAUCGUCGGCCGCUGCCUCGGCGGUCUGUCAUCCGCCGGUGGCAGCGUCACCCUAGGUAUGAUCGCCGAUAUGUUUGAUUCGGACCACCAGCAAUACGCGGUCGCCUACAUAGUCUUCUCUUCGGUCGGCGGCUCCAUCCUCGGGCCCAUCGUCGGGGGCUUUGUCCAGCAAUUCCUCCCCUGGCGAUGGUGCAUAUGGAUCCAGCUCAUCUUCGGCGGCUUUGUGCAGAUCCUGCACCUGCUCACAGUGCCCGAGACGCGCACCACUAUCAUGAUCGACAAUAUCGCAAAGAAGCGGAGGAAGAACGGCGAGGAUGUCUGGGGCCCCAACGAGAUUGAGCCCUUCCGUGAGCGCUUCACCUGGGGUGAGCUCAUGCACACUUGGUUCCGCCCCUUCUCCAUGUUCGUCACCGAACCCAUCGUUCUGGUCCUGUCGCUUCUGUCCGGUUUUGCAGAUGCCCUCAUCUUCAUGCAGAUCCAGUCGUUCAGUCUCGUGUACACGCAGUGGAACUUCAACGAUUAUGACAUCGGCCUCGCCUUUAUCCCCAUCGGAAUCGGCUAUCUCAUUGCCUGGCUUUCCUUCAUCCCCGCCAUCAGGCGAAACACUCACCAGCGGAGAUCCAGGCCUGACGAUGAGCAUGCACAGUACGAGAGCCGUCUCUGGUGGCUUCUCUACCUCGCGCCGUGCCUUCCUCUGGGUCUCUUCAUAUUCGCGUUCACGUGCAAUGGGCCACCAAUUCACUGGGUUGGCUCCAUGUUUGCAAGUGCCAUCAUAGGCAUUGCAAACUAUGCCAUCUAUAUGGCCACUAUUGACUACAUGAUCUGUGCUUAUGGUCCUUACUCUGCCUCCGCCACCGGUGGGAACGGCUGGGCGCGCGACUUCCUUGCCGGCGUGCUCACUUGCGCAGCCACCCCUUUCUACGAAAAUAUCCCCGGGCAGAACGGAAAGCCCUUAUUCAACGCGUCCAUCAUCCUCUUCUGCAUCUCAUUUCUGCUCGUCAUUGCCGUCUAUGUCAUAUACUGGAAGGGUCCGGAGCUGCGCAAACGAUCUCCCUUCGCCGAGAAUCUCGCCAAAGGCGUCGAUACCGAGCGACCGCGUCGGCCGUCCACGGCCACAGAGCAUCACGUACCGGCGGUCCGCGAGCCUGAGAAGCAACCUGAGCCAGGCACCGCUACCCCAGGAGGUACUGCUCGUCAUGCUCAGCGACCACACUUCGGCCCCGGGUCCCGAACCAGUUCUUACAGUGCCGCUAGGGAUGCGGCGUCACGCAACCAGUCCCGUAACGCCUCCAGAGCAGCAUCAAGAGCGCAAAGUUUCGAGGAAGACAGAGAUGGCCAGGCAAACCCGUAUUCCUCGGCACCUUCGGGCAGACGUACCCCUGGCAGUCGCACGCCGGGUACUCGAACACCUCGCACAUCCAACGCCCCCGCGGAACAUGUCCACCCCAGCCAACUUCACAGCAGGCUGGCGCCACUAGCGAAGAUCGAGUCCGAGCAACCGUAGGGCAGUGGGUGCUCUCCUCUCCGUGCGGGACGUUCCCGUUUUGGCCCCGGGUCAAGGAAUUCUUCGUAUGCUGCUGUAAAGGCACAGACCAACCGGAGUAUCUCACGGGAAACCUCGCUGGAAACAUCCAGGACGGCUAGUUUUGAAGCAGAUGGGCAAGGUGCACCGGAUCUGUUCUCACCAAUCUCGUCAUCAGGGUUAAGAAUGGCGACUGCGAGACUUGAUUCACGGAAUUACCAAAGUCGUGCCCAUCGGCCGUCAACGUUGGCUGAGUGCAGUGAGGGGCCACCACAAGGCAAGGAGUGAUUCCAAACCUGUGACAGAAUGCUUCCAGCUGAUAAUUGGUCUUGCUCGGGUUCGGUCUGAUGAUGAAUCAAAUGUGCGUCUCAAGUCGCUGACUGGCCGUGCAUCAAUAUCAGCUGGCUUCUAAAAAAGCAAAACGGGCUCGCGAUGCCUCCCGGUGUUGGGGAGAUUUGCAUACAACAGAGGCAUUCGGCUUUCUUAAUAUGCAUAGUUUAUAGAUAGGUGAGUGGAUGCGGAGGAUCACAAAUAGAUACCCAAUCCCUUAGGUAAUUUGCAACAGAGUCAUUGAAUCCG
Molecule: messenger RNA, 3330 nt
Organism: Diaporthe batatas
Lineage: Eukaryota; Fungi; Ascomycota; Sordariomycetes; Diaporthales; Diaporthaceae
Exons: 2
Coding region: 721-2733 (670 amino acids)
Biological process (GO): transmembrane transport
Molecular function (GO): transmembrane transporter activity
Source: RefSeq, a predicted model, not a curated record